Pelobates fuscus (common spadefoot toad) is the source of this 692-nucleotide messenger RNA. RefSeq names its product ubiquinol-cytochrome c reductase complex assembly factor 5. The transcript is spliced from 3 exons. The record is from RefSeq and is a predicted model, not a curated record. The coding region runs from base 86 to 319 and encodes 77 amino acids. NCBI's taxonomy places the organism in Eukaryota, Metazoa, Chordata, Amphibia, Anura, Pelobatidae.
AUUUAGCGUUUCCCAGGGUAAGGCGAUCGUUGUCCUCAUACCACGUGACCUGCUCAGUAUUCUCCCCUCUGAACCUUUCCUUAGUAUGGCAGAUAGAAGCAAAUUACAUGCCCUGUUUGCUCUAGUCCCAGGGAAACAGCGAUUUGGCAUUUACCGAUUCCUUCCUUUUUUCGUUGUACUUGGCGGUGCCAUGGAAUGGUUCAUGAUUAAUGUUCGAAUUGGCAAGGAGACAUUUUAUGAUGUUUACAGAAGAAAACAAUCAGAGCGACAGCAGGAGUGGAAAGUAGAAGAGAAUUUGAUCGAAGAGACUCCAAAAUAAAGAGACUUAUUGGAUUUUCUGUUAACUGAAAAACAUAUACCAGUAACGUGGAAAAAUCUUAAAAUUAGAAUUUAUUACAUUAAAAUAUUUACUAUAUUUGUAAAUGCUAGAGCUUUUUCGAAACUCAAUGAUAACAGGGGUGAAUAUGUACAUUUGUGCUGGUGCAGAUGCCUGUAAGGGAAUGUGAAGACAUUUAUGUGGACAAGAGUUCAUGUGUGUUUAUAUGCGUAGAAAUGCCACAAAGAGAACCUAAACAUUUAUUUUGGCAUGGUCAGUAGACCAAAACACACAGGGUUAUUCAAUAAAGUGAGUAUUUAACGUUAAUUUAAAAUUUAAAGGACAACUGUCACCUCAAAACUAUUUCUUAAAAAAA